Cimex lectularius (bed bug) is the source of this 1764-nucleotide messenger RNA. RefSeq names its product RNA polymerase II elongation factor ELL-like. Gene Ontology annotation, cellular component: transcription elongation factor complex. Gene Ontology annotation, molecular function: cis-regulatory region sequence-specific DNA binding. Gene Ontology annotation, biological process: transcription elongation by RNA polymerase II; snRNA transcription by RNA polymerase II; positive regulation of transcription elongation by RNA polymerase II. Bases 39 to 1676 code for a protein of 545 amino acids. NCBI's taxonomy places the organism in Eukaryota, Metazoa, Arthropoda, Insecta, Hemiptera, Cimicidae. The record is from RefSeq and is a predicted model, not a curated record. The transcript is spliced from 11 exons.
AGUCAGCUGGUUUUGAAGGAGAAGCUUUGAGUUAGAAGAUGGCGGCGCUGGUGGCAGGUGUUCAGUAUGGUUUAACUUCACAGGGACAUUUUAAUGAAAAUAAAUCUUUAAUAUUUGUGAAAUUGACGGAUUCUGCGAUCAGAGCGAUAGAAGAAUAUCUUAAGAUUAGGAAUAAAAGCAGUCAAACUCCUACUAUACAGUUCCUAGGAAAUGAAGGGCACCUGUUUCUGCCAAAUGGGCAAUCAAGAGGCCGUGCUGGGUUUAAAUUCAGUCUUUCUAGUAAUUCUGAUAUAGAAGGUCCACAAGGUAGUUUUGAAUGUAUACAACACAGCGGUCAAAGAUGCUUAGAAAGUGUCGGACCCCUGCCUUGCAAGAUGCGGGUGCAAGCAAACGAGGAUGUGUACGAAACUACACGGAGCAGGAUGCAGGCGGCUGAAAAACAGCAAAAAGAAAAUUGCACAAGAGAAAUCGAACUGGACAGAACUGGCAUCGGCAGGAGGAUAAAAUUGAGGAAACCAAUUAAUGGAAUAGCCCCAAUUGCACAAAGAAAGAGCAUGGGACUGCCACCUUCGAGUCACACUCCACCUCCCCUUGGUCAUACCAGGCCGCAGGGAAAUAACCACGCACAGAAACCAGGAAAUCCUGAACUAAUGAAAAGGCCUAUCAGAGAUAGAAUCAUACAACUCCUUGCAGUACGGCCUUACAAAAAGCCUGAACUGUUUAUGGCCUUAAGUAGAGAUGGCCUGAAGGACAAAGAUAGAAGUAAUCUAAUGAAUACUAUAAAAAGUGUUGCCACCGCCAAAGACAACACUUACCAUUUAAUGAGGCACAUGUGGAAUGAUGUACAGGAAGAUUGGCCUUUCUACACGGAACAAGAUAGGCAAAUGUUAAAAAGACGUAAACCUGAAAAUUUAACACCACCUGGGAGUAGUGAUGGUGGCUCUUCACAAUCACCAUCAAGCGUUCACCCCGGAAGCCCACCUUCAGCUUCAGAACCUAUACCAACGGCAAAACGACCUGGGUAUUAUGAUGGAGCUGACGGUUUGCCAACCAAAAGGCAGAGAAUUUCACAUUAUAGGAAGCCUACUCCUCCUGGAAAUGGCAGUACAGGUGGAGGAGGCAUUGGUGGUGGUGGCGGAGGUGGCGCGGGAGUGACAGGUGGAGGAGGAGGAGGAGGAGGAGGAGGAGGCGGUGGUGGUGGCGGCGGCGGCGGAGGAGUAGCGGCAGGGGGAGACCACACAAUUAACCAAAAUAAACUCGUAAUGCCAGAUCCUGCACCACCGACUCCUCCUCAAGAAACCAGUCCACCCAAGUACCCACCCGAUUACCCCAAAUAUCUUAUUGAUUACACAACGAUAAAGGACACCGACCAGAGGCGGAGAUACAAAGAUGACUUCAAUGCCAAUUACAACGAGUAUAAACAAUUACAUUCUGUCGUUGAACAAGUAUCUAAGAGGUUUACUCAAUUAGACGAAAGACUCAAAAGGGAAGAACGAGAGAGUGAAGGCUGGCAGAGAAUUAAGGACCAAAUAAUGAAAGAAUAUAUUGAAAACAAAAAGAACACAAGGCAUCAAGACGCUAAAAGAAGGUUUCAGUAUCUUCACGAGAAACUUUCUCAUAUUAAAAGGCUUGUUCUUGAGUAUGACUCUAGAGAAUUUCCAACAAAAAACUCAUAACAUGAACAGAACCCCCUCAUAUUCAUGUAACUCUAACGAAAAGGAGCAAGAAAAGCAAAUAAAUAAAAAAGAAAAAGGUCGAAGCAAA